AUGUUCUCUUUCUCUACUCUUAUGUUGGCAGCUUGCGCUUGCGUCAGCACCUUCGCAGCUCCUACUGAUUCUUACCUGGCUGAGCGGGCUCUCACCACAAGUCAGACCGGAGAAAACAACGGCUACCACUACUCCUUCUGGACCAACGGCGGUGGCCAAGUCCAGUACAACAACGGAAAGAACGGUGAAUACGAUGUGUCUUGGAAAGACUGCGGUGAUUUCACCUCUGGCAAGGGCUGGAGCACCGGUACUAACCGCGACAUCCACUUUGCUGGCAAUUUCAACCCCUCUGGAAAUGCCUAUCUUGCCGUGUAUGGCUGGACUAAGGGUCCUCUCGUCGAAUACUACGUCUUGGAGAACUACGGCGAAUACAACCCCGGCUCAAGCAUGACCCACAAGGGAUCUUUCUCUAGCGAUGGAUCGGUCUAUGACAUCUACACCCACCAGCAGGUUAACCAGCCCUCUAUUGAAGGUACGACAACCUUCAUGCAGUACUGGUCAAUCCGCCGCAACAAGCGCUCUGCUGGAACCGUUACCACUGCCAACCACUUCAAUGCUUGGGCUUCGCAUGGAAUGAACCUUGGCCAGCACGACUACCAGAUUCUUUCUGUCGAGGGAUUCGCAAGCAGUGGUUCUGCUCGCAUGUCUGUUUGGUAA
Molecule: messenger RNA, 657 nt
Organism: Penicillium hordei
Lineage: Eukaryota; Fungi; Ascomycota; Eurotiomycetes; Eurotiales; Aspergillaceae
Product: glycoside hydrolase family 11 protein
Exons: 2
Coding region: 1-657 (218 amino acids)
Biological process (GO): xylan catabolic process
Molecular function (GO): hydrolase activity, hydrolyzing O-glycosyl compounds
Source: RefSeq, a predicted model, not a curated record